CGGCUGGCCUUCUAGUAACGUGUGGAUCCCCAAACAAACAUGUCUUGUGGGUGUUUUCCUUUACGAAUUGACUUUACUGUGUCUUGGACUAUUACUUCGUAAUUUUUGUAAUUCGUGGCAUAUGUAUAGUAACUGACUGAAGAUGGGACGGCCGUGCACAAAAUGUCCGUCGACGACGGUGCAGAGUUGCUGCGGUCUUCGGAACCUGAGAGUAGCCAGCUUAAUGAUAGGAUUUUUCAAAGUGUUGCUGUUCCUCGCAGCGAUAGUAGGGUUAAUAUCAAUAAUGAGCGGCCACCACACAGGCGGGGCUAACGAUGAAGAAAUUGCUCAGAAACCCACAGCCCAGCUGAUCCUAGCACUACUGAUGAGUAUAGGAUUCCUGUUCCUGUCUGUUGUAUUGAUCGCUGGAUUGUUUAAGAAACGCCGCAACUACGUGAUGAUCUACUGGGUGGCAAACUGGGUAUGGAUCGCGCUCACACUGAUAGGACUUUUUACUCAAUCGCAGGGCGUACUGCAGUGGCUCAUGGUCUUCUGCUACACUGUGGCAGACAUCUACUUCCAAAUCGUGAUCCGAAGCCACUACCUGGAGAUGACGGGGGCCGUGGCGGCGCCUGCGCACCCACCGCAAUAUAACGCGCCGGGGAUCGCUCGAUUUUAGGGUCAAAGACAUUUUUGAAAAAGGUUUCUUCUAUGGACGAUACAAUAAAAGUUAACGUCUGUGGUAUAUAUAUAUCUCCUAUUUUUCUCCGUAGUACGAGUAUAUCAAGUGAGGUGAAUUUAUGGGCUUAGACAUAGAAAUGAAAGAUGGGUCGAUUGUCGCUUUAGACUAUGUUUGCGCACACAUUCCCAAUUUGAGGGCGAAUAGUGAAUAGCUCAAACCUUAAACGAUAAUCAAGUAUGUUUGUGUGCGAUACGGUUUGACAUGAAGUCACAUUUUGUCUUUAGCGACCCUGUACGCCUGUAGUGUGUAUCUGCCAACUCUGUGCGGCCAGAAUGUAUUUUUUGUAAGGCUUUGAACUUACUAUAUAUGUGAAUAUUGA
Molecule: messenger RNA, 1040 nt
Organism: Cydia pomonella (codling moth)
Lineage: Eukaryota; Metazoa; Arthropoda; Insecta; Lepidoptera; Tortricidae
Exons: 5
Coding region: 143-658 (171 amino acids)
Source: RefSeq, a predicted model, not a curated record